Rasamsonia emersonii CBS 393.64 is the source of this 885-nucleotide messenger RNA. Its product is annotated as MYB DNA-binding domain protein. The record is from RefSeq and is a predicted model, not a curated record. Bases 1 to 885 code for a protein of 294 amino acids. NCBI's taxonomy places the organism in Eukaryota, Fungi, Ascomycota, Eurotiomycetes, Eurotiales, Trichocomaceae. The transcript has 3 exons.
AUGGGGCGUCCGCCGAACUGCCGUUUGCGCCCCGUGCAGCAUCAACAUGCAACUCCAACCGCGCUACAACCUACGGCCUCCCAUCCUGUCGUUCCCGAUGUUCACCAUCAUCAACCUGUCCUCCUCAAUCCGCAUCAAAUGGUGCCCUCACCGUUCUCGUCUCACUAUGGUUCUACUCCCCUCCAGUACCGCUCGCCACGUGCGGGGAAACGGCCUCGACCGGAUGAUGACGACGAGGCGACUGAGGACGAGCGUCGGUUGGAGCUUCCUCUGCAAAUGCUGCCACCCGAAGGGCAUGCAGAAGGAACACAAUCGCCAGAGCUGCUGUUGUCUGCUCAGAGCGACUCUUCAUCGCAGCGCCGAACCUCUGUCCCCACCUUUGCACCGUCGCCCUUACACCAGCCGCCACAGCAACAACAACAACAACAACAACAACAGCAUCAUCAUCAUCACCACCGGCUUCCCUCUCAGGCCAUCAUCCAUCCCUCUCAACAGUCCGCGGAUAUGAUGUCUCCCUCGGUGCCGUCGGGCCUCCCCAGCGUGGUCGGUCAGGCAGGGAUGCCCGAGCCGGCGCCCCGCCCACGAGGACCGAAGCUGAAGUUUACACCGGAAGAAGACGCGCUGUUGGUGGAGUUGAAAGAGCACAAGAAUUUGACGUGGAAGCAGAUUUCCGACUUCUUUCCUGGUCGGACGAGCGGAACGUUGCAAGUUCGUUACUGUACCAAGUUGAAAGCCAAGGAUACGGUCUGGACAGACGAAAUGGUACAACGACUUCGCAAUGCAAUCCAGGACUAUGAAAACGACCGUUGGCGGAUCAUAGCAGGCAAGGUUGGCCAUGGCUUUACUCCGGCCGCCUGUCGAGAAAAAGCAGCAGAGUUAGGAUGA